This is a messenger RNA of Actinia tenebrosa (Australian red waratah sea anemone), 2858 nucleotides long. RefSeq names its product tetraspanin-33. The record is from RefSeq and is a predicted model, not a curated record. NCBI's taxonomy places the organism in Eukaryota, Metazoa, Cnidaria, Anthozoa, Actiniaria, Actiniidae. Gene Ontology annotation, cellular component: plasma membrane.
UCUGCACAUAGCGUCUUUCAUUUACAUGUGAUCCUCCCUUAAACGAAAUUCAAAAACAUCGCAGUCUUCUCCGCAAAAAAGAUCCAAAAACCCGCCAUGUACAACGCCGAGGAACCAAAGAACGUUAUCAGCAAAUGCCUGAAGUAUUUUCUCUUUGCUUUCAACCUUUUCUAUUGGUACAAAUGGAUGAUGGUUAUCAUUGUCAUUCUUGAAAUUCUUGGAGGUCUUCUUGCAUUUGCUUUCUGGCCUGAGGUGAGAGAUUCAAUUGAAACCCAAAUAAAGAAAGGCAUCGUAAACUACAGGGAUGAUAUUGAUCUACAAAAUGUUAUUGAUGGUAUCCAAGAAAAGUUUAAAUGCUGUGGCAGCUCAAACGUCAAUGACUGGAACAUCAACCAAUACUUCAAAUGUAAUGGCCCAUCUCCAGAGGAAUGUGGAGUACCUCAUUCUUGUUGCGUCAAAACCGAAGGCCAGAGCAUAAAUGUACAGUGUGGAUGGAAUGUCAGGCAUAAACAUCGUCUCAUCCUUGCCAAGGAAAAGAAAAUCUAUAUCGUUGGAUGUUUAGAUGCAGUCAUUAUAUGGUUCAGGGAUCACUUGUAUGUUGUUGGUGCUUUAGCUAUUGCGUUUGCUUUCCCUCAGUUCCUCGGCAUCAUUUUGACGCACAUAUUUGUUGGACAAAUCAAAGAACAAAUUGCCGAGUGCAGUAAGCCACCUAUGUACAAGUACAGACCUGACCGUACACCUCUGACAAGCGAUUAUAUUCAGUAGUCAGCAGUGUGACUUGAAAAACCCAGGGUACCUGGAAGUAUUUGGUGGGUUCUUGGAAUGCUUCAAUAACUAACUUUAAACAGCAUUCUUGAAAGUCUUGCUAAAUCCUUUACCCAUUUCUAACUAAUUAUAUUAAUGUUUCUAACUUGAAAAAGAAGUCAACUGCUAAAAACCAUCAUACUAUAAUUAAUUUUUACUGACAGAAUUGAAACUUAUACAGUCAAAUCUUUGCCUUGCUGGUAAUUUUGACCAGUAACAUUAAGCCAGAAAUGAUGUAUAUACAGUAUUGCAAAGCUAAAGCUAACUUAGCUGAUCGUUAUGACUAUAGUAACUGACCAGCUGUUAUCUUUAGCCUUUUAGCUUUUUUUUUUUUUGUCCUUCAUGUAAUGUCUUCACAUGAAAAAUUGCAAAUGGUUUAUUUGCUACUUAACCAUUGACAUUCUACAAAUAUUUCCAGGGCACGAUUCUUCAUGUCACACUAUAAACUAAGUGGUAUCUACUGUAAGUUAGAUUAAUCUGAAUGUUUUUUACAUUAAGUGCUAGAGUAAGUAUAAGUACUAACAGUACUUUUCUAUAUACUUUCACUUUGUUGGUAUAGUGUUAUUUAUUGUAUCUAAAGAAGAAUAUUUUGUAAUAAUCUUUGUAUUAGGUCUGCCUCUAGUUAUAGGAACAUGACUUUGAACAUACAGUAAUCAACAGCCUCUCCUCACUACUCCCCAUUGUUCUGCCUGGAUGAAUAUUGAACGGGAGGGAUUUGUUAUGCUGCCUCCCUUAGCUAGGAUCCCUUAGAUAGAGAUAAAGUAACAGGUGGUUUUGAAGUUACUGUCGUUAACAGAAAAAUUUUAAGAUCAAUUAUGACCUUGUAGUUUUUCUACUCUAAAAAUGUAAGUUAUACAUACAUUAAUGAAUGCCACCAAGUUAUAUAUUUAGAAAAACCAAGUUAUAUAUUUAGAAAAACUAGUAGGACUUCGGAGUCUGACAUGAUUUUGACAGUGAGCUUUGAGCAUCUCUCCCGGAACUUCCCAUAGAAUCCGUUGUGGAUCUGUUUUCUGAAGGAUUGUGUAAAUUAUUUCAUACGUAUACUGUUUGAUAACUGUACCAUAUAUCAUUUUUUAAUGAUCUCUUUCAACACUUUUGCAUCCAGACUUCUAAUUUACCAGUUUGUCUUUGCAAAUCCAUAAUGAUAGUACAAAAUACAGUUAAGAUUUUUGGUUUAAAAAAAGCCUUUUGUUGGCCCUUCCAAGCAUUUUCAAAAUGUGGCCCAAAUAGACAAUGCCCAUGAGCUAGUUUUUCUAGCACAAAGCAUGACAGGAAAGUAACUGCUCAUACCAUUUUUGCCCUCAGUAGAAAUUUCCCAGCUAAUUUAUUUUAUUUUGCAUAGAAACUAUUGUAUCUUUACAAUAGAAGACACCAACGUGAAAAGUAAUAGCUGAUACCAAGAGAAAAUGAACUAAGAGAAGGAAUCCUACCUAUAUAGCCUUGUGACCAUCAUGUGCACAGUUUGAUGCUAUUUUUAGCUUGGAGAUAUUUUGAGUGAACAGCCUGAUUUGUUGAUUUCUUGAAGGUAGGCGGCUUCCAGUCUUGCAGUAAACAAAGCCUGUGUUUUUGUCAUGGACGUAGUGAAAUAUGACGCUUUUCGUGUCCUAAUACAAGGCAUUAAAGGGAAGCAUGAUUAUUGCGCAGGCAUGGUAACAAGUUAAAAAUAGCAUCGAUGAUUCUAAAAAUAGCAUCAAAGUGUGCACAUGUAUGAUGGGACACGGGGAUUCCUUCUCUUAGUUCAUUUUCUCUUGCUGAUACUGUACAGUGUAGAUCCUUGUUUGAGUACUGACAGAUUCCCACUGCUUUGUGAUGAACAUUGACUGUAUUGAUGUCCAUAUUAUCUGAAAACAACUAAAGCUAGCUUCAAGCCAAUCACAUUCAGUCAUUUUUAGGUGUGUUUAAUAAUCGUACUAGUCUACAGUCAAUGAAAGUGACUAGUACUUGAGUAGGUAACAGAUUUAAGAUAAUAAAACAUAGUUCUGUAAUUAACUAAACAUAACAACAAAAGCAUAUUAAGUUUCUUAUGCAUUCUAAAAAAGGUUUUGCACAAUCUU